CCAAGAUGUGAGCCCGAGAUCAAGAUGAUUGGUUUGGAAAUAUCGAUGAUGAUGUAAGUUUGAGGCAAACGUGUCUAUUUCUACUUGUGAGAAAAUGCUGGCCACUUUCGACCUUGGCAGUUUGUUUCUUUAACUGUCUAUACUGAAUCAUUUCAUCAAACGACGCUCUUUGGAACUGGAAAUUUGGGAAGAUGGCAGGCGAUAUUGAGAGAGCAAGUCCCAAGUUUCAAAAGCUUCCAUGGCUCCUUGAAUAUCGGUCCUCUGACUGGUUCAUCCUCACCACGGUGUGCUGUGCCAUAUUCACUGUAAGCUCGCCAAAUGAUCUUUUCUCCGGUAUCUAUCUAACGUGGCUUAGGAUGCCUUCCUUUAUGGUGUUGUAAGCAUCCCCGUUCAUACCAUCUAUACAUUUGAUUCGAAAAAGCGAGUGGCUGAAGCUAUAUGAAUGUUAUAUUAACAAUAAACAGGUGGUUCCCGUUCUUCCAUUCAGUCUACAAGAGAGAUCGGGUGUGCCGGAAGAAGAAGGUACGUGGGAAAUGUCGAGACUUGACCAUCCACUGAUCAAAAAUAGUCCAAUGGUGGACGUCUUUCAUAUUCGCUAUCUUCGGUGCUGCUAUUAUAAUUGGGUCUCCAAUUUGUGGAUGGCUCGCAGAUCAUACUACCGAUAGAUCCAUUACUUACUUCGUUGGUUUAUUCAUCCUAGCGGCUGCAACUCUUCUUUUUGGAUUGGCGAAGAAAGCAUGGCUUCUUGUCGUUAGCAGAAUGUUCCAAGGAUUCUCGGCUGCGAUUGUUUACACCGUCGGGCUCGCACUAUUGGUUGAUACUGUUGGGAGUGAAAAUAUUGGACAGUGGAUGGGCACAGCUUUAUCAUGUUCCAGUGUUGGUCUCAUUAUCUCACCUUUGCUUGGGGGCAUCGUCUAUGAUAAGGCCGGCUAUAUGGCUGUGUUUAGUAUGGCUGCUAGCCUCAUCGUUAUUGAUGUCCUACUGCGCAUGUUGAUGAUCGAGAAACGGACAGCCGAAAGAUACCGGAACGUUCAUACUUCCCCUGCCGAACGUGAGGUUCAAACUAACGGCUCAGAGAGCAUUAACAGCUGGAGUGAGCCUUCGGAUACUCCGAAUCCUACACCUCCUGGAUUUGGUAUACCAAACUACGAUGAAUCUAGCGCUCUUCUGCCAAAGAAGAUUCAAAACAGCAACCCAGCCUCCAGAGCCUGGACCCUUCCACCGGUUAUUACCUUGCUCGGUUCACCACGAGUUUGUGCGGCCAUAUACGGCAUUUUUGUUAACGUUUCGAUUCUCGCCACAUUUGACAGCGUUCUCGGAUUGUUCGUCAAGGAAACCUUCCAUUGGAGUUCUCUUGCAGCCGGACUCAUAUUUCUGUGCUUAGCUGUCCCUGGACUUGCAGGCCCACUCGUCGGUACGCUUUCCGACAAUCUAGGUCCUCGUUGGAUAGCCGUUGUUGGAUGUACCUUGACAGCAGUGCCAUUGAUACUUUUGCGACUUGUCGAUAAUGAUACUACCGAGCAGAAAAUUCUGCUAUGCGUCCUAUUGUCUAUAUGCGGUAUGAAAACUAACUAACUCAAAUUUUCCUCCUACCAGCUUAUGAACACCCGCUAAUCUGAUCCCUAGGUUGUACACUCAUUCUUAUCGUAGCACCUGUUGCCGCCGAUCUUUCUCUAGUCGUUGGAGAAAUUGGGAUCGAAAAUCCGGGCAAAUUCGGUCCUGGAGGGGCUUAUGCACAGGCUUACGCCCUGUUCAAUUGUUCUAUGGCUGCUGCUACCAUAUUUGGCCCAGUAUUUGCCGGCGCGUUGAUUACACAAUAUGGUUGGAAGACUAUGGGUCUAGCUAUGGGUAUAUUUUCUCUCACUGGGGCGAUUCCAUGUGUAAGUACAGAGCCUCUUCCUCCUGCUUUGUCCUUUUGUCUAUUUUAUCGAUGCCGCCUCAAGAAAUAUUUACUGACGAUAUAAUCAAUAGCUAUUUUUCACUGGCGGGCGACUAUUUCGGAAGGAGUCAAAAAGCGCAACCGUGAACCUGGGAUAGAUUGUGAUAAAAGACUAGGCUUUCCGGACAAUAUUUGAUAUUCGCGACUUGUCAAGCUAUUUGGUUUGCUACAUGGACUUCUCUACAUUUUUCUUUUUAAAUUGCUCUUUCGUACUUAUCUCACAUUCAUUUAAUUUUGUUGUUUCUUGGAUCAAUGUAACUAAACUUUCUUUUGCACAAGAUGCACCAAAAGUCUUAAAUUGUAAUUUCAUUGUUUAAUUAAAU
Messenger RNA from Sclerotinia trifoliorum, 2262 nucleotides. Lineage: Eukaryota; Fungi; Ascomycota; Leotiomycetes; Helotiales; Sclerotiniaceae. The record is from the annotation of a GenBank genome assembly.